GUGAGUUGGCAGGUGCGGCGCUGCCCCGCCCUCAACCGGCGGAGGCGAGGCCUGGGAACGCCCUCGGCUGCUGGGUGACUCAGGGAGCGCGCGCGGAAAACAACCUGGCCUCAGAGUGGCAACUGACAAAGGCGGGGGCGCGCUCUGCGCGUGCACAGCGGACGGAGGAGCCUCCCCGGGCCCUGCAGCCCGAGCCCAGCGGGUGCAAGUGACACCGGAGGGCAACCGGCGCGUGCGCGUUCCUCCCACCUCCACUUCCAUCUGGAUCCAUCCCCCUUCCGGUCUCUCAUUAGAAAACAAACAAGUUUCUAAGAGAACCUCUAGACAUGGCUGACUUUGGAGCAGAUGAGGCCUCUUCCAGGUCAGAGAGUCCUGAGCAGGAAGGCCGGGGCUCUGAGGACAGAUCGCUGCUCCAUCAGAGGCUGGCCAUCAGAGAGCUCAUCGACACAGAGGUCUCCUACUUGCACAUGCUCCGACUCUGUGCCUCUGACAUCAGGAGCCACCUACAGCAGCUGCCACCAGGAGAUCUGGAUGUCCUGUUCUCAAACAUGGAUGACAUCAUCCAAGUGAGCAGCAGAUUCCUCCACAGGCUGCAGGAGACAGCUGGCAAGGAAGAGGAACAAGCAUACCUGAUUGGUAACUUAUUCCUGGAAUUCCAAGAGGAGUUUGAACAAGUUUAUAAACUCUACUGUGCCAACUAUGACCAGGCCCUGCUGCUGGUCAAGGCGUACCAGAAGGAGCCAGAACUGCAGAAGGAGAUCCAGGGCGUCAUCCAAGCUGCAGUGCCGCAAGCUGGACCUUCAGGUCUCAGUUUCUUACUUGUAAUCCCUCUGCAGAGGAUUACCAAGUACCCCCUCCUGCUGCAGAGAAUGCUGGAGAACACACCUGCGGAUGCCAGCGCCCACCCUGUCCUUCAGAGAGCCACCUCUGCCCUCCAGGAUGUGAACAGCAAUAUCAAUGAGUACAAGAUGCGCAAGGAAGUGGCCUUAAAGUAUACCAAGGUGGAGCAGCUGAGCCUUCGGGAGCGCCUGGCCCGCAUCAACACACAUACCCUUUCCAAGAAGACCACCAGGCUGAGCCAGCUGCUGAAGCAGGAGGCGGGGCUGGCACCCAGGACAGAAGACAAGGAAUUUGAUGACUUAGAGGAGAGAUUCCAGUGGGUGUCUCUGUGUGUGACGGAGCUGAAGAGCAAUGUGGCUGCUUACAUGGAUAAUCUGGAGGCUUUCCUCUGCUUCCGGCCACAUGAAUGGAGUCUAGACAUCUCCGGGGGGCCUGUGGAGCAGUACCGAAGCCUAGCCAGGGACCUUCAGCUGGAGGCCUUCCUGCAGUUUAAGCAGCGGCUGAACGGCCUGGUGUGGCAACCGCUGUGCAGCCUGGCCAGGACCCUGGUUGGUCCUCAGAACUUGAUCAAGAAGCGUCUGGACAAACUCUUGGACUUCGAGCGAGUGGAGGAGAAAUUGUUGGAUGUGGGCAGUGUGACCUAUGAGGAGGAGGCUGCCCGGCACACUUACCAAGCUCUCAACUCCUUGCUGGUGGCCGAGCUCCCAAGGUUCAACCAACUAGUCAUGCAAUGGCUGCGCCAGAUCCUGUGGACAUUUGUGGUCCUCCAGAGGGACCUUGCAGACCACGUGCUACGAAGAGCAGAGAGCAGCAUGGCUCUGCUGCCUCAUCAGCACAUCUCAGAGCCGGACUUCCAGAAGCUGCUGGAGGACACACUAGGCCAGAGCAGUAGCCAGCUCCGCCUUUUCCAAGAGAACUUUGAGAAGGUGCUCCCACCUUCCACCUCUCAGCCGCUCCUCCCAGGCUCUGAACACCAGGUGCAGGCUCUCCUCACCAGAUAUGGCCCGGGGAAGCUAUACCAGGUGACAAGCAACAUCAACGGGACUGGCACUCUGGACCUGACACUGCCACGGGGCCAAAUUGUGGCCCUUCUGCAAAACAAGGACACCAAGGGCAACAACAGUCGCUGGCUGGUGGACACCGGGGGACACCGGGGGUAUGUGCCGGCUGGAAAACUUCAGUUAUACCACCACCCCGCUCCCAGUGAGAAGGAGCUCAGAGGCCAGACAGGGACACGUGAAGACUACUGGCUUCCAGCCCCAGAGCCCACCCAACCCUCUGUCCCCACCAUCCCAACCCUGACCCAGGUGGUGGCAGCGUACCCUUUUGUGGCCAGGAGCACCCACGAACUGAGCCUACAGGCAGGCCAGCCGGUGACCGUCCUAGAGGCCCAAGACAGGAAGGGGAAUCCUGAAUGGAGCCUGGUGGAAGUGAAUGGGCAGAGAGGAUAUGUACCUUCGAACUUUCUGGCCAGGACCCCAGGCCCAACUCCCUGGGGCUGGAGUCUUCCAUCUUAGCAUGCCCUUUUUGGAGCCUCCAUUCCUAAGGAAAGGGAGAGGCUUAAAGGCUGUGUGACCUGCGGGCAUGAUUCGAAUCAAAGCGGGAAUGGGAGAGGAGUGAAGGGCACCCAGAAGGCAGCAGGAAGCAGUGACUAGGCCUCACUGAAUGCCUGGUGUGGGUGGCCACAGUGGGCGCUUCUAGCAGCAUCACUCAUGUCUUCAUAAAGAAGCCAUCUCAAGGUCACAGCUGAUUAGCUAGGGCUUGCCGCAGCUUGAAGCUCGGCCUACCUCUUGCCUCUUUCAUGUCAAGGAUGAAUGUGGCCUGUGUUAGUUGUAGGUGGGGGCAUUACCGAAGAAGAUAAGAGCUGCCUGGCUCAGCAGUGCACUUUCCACUGCAUGGAGGAGAUGCCGUUGCUCACCAGUCACCUUUUCUUUCUUAUUGCUUUGAGUUGAGUUAUUGUGAACUGCGAACUGUGGAGACUCCCACUCAAGGAGAAGCCAUGGGCCCAGGUUCUGAGGAGAUUCUCUGGGAAUGGGCGUGGUCUAUGCACAGGCCUGGAAUGUGUGUACAAACUCAGGGGUGGUUCCAGGGAAGAGGGGAAUCUGAGGGCAUGUGAGGCUGGGAGCAAUGGCAUAUUCCUACUGCUAUUUUCUUUGGACUGAGACAAAGGGACUUGGCAGGCAACCACAGUGGAAGCUCUGUGAGAUAGGUGACUACUGGCCUGGUGGGUUGGGUUAGGUGAGGGAUAGCUUUGUUUCCUGGUUCUGGGUAGAAGAGCCAGGGGAACACAGGUGGCCUAGGUUCACCUAUUGAGGGUAUAGAGGCAGGAGCUAGAGCUUUCUCACCUAAGAAAAACUAAGUCUUAGGAUGCAGUAAGGAGGAUCUGAGGCUGAGGAUGCAAAGGCCCCAUGUCAAUCAGGAAGUAUGACACCAACACAAAUAUGGUGGUUAGUGGUAUCAAGAUGGCCCAGCCAUUGGCUUGAGUUGGGUUAGCAGGGUAAAGCAGUCCUGUUGCCACCCCACUUGUUCAUGCCAAUAGUGUCUUUUCCCUUAAACCCUGGCUGUGCCUCAGGGCCCAGUGGGCAUGGAUUAACAAUAGACACAUUUUGAGACAUGCCCUGUUAGGAAUUUUGUUUUGUGUAAACAUCACAAACUGUGCAAAAUAACAAGGUUAUGAUAUCACUAGGCAAUGUCAUCUCAUGACAACACACAGCCAUUGUCUGUGGCUGGCUGCUGCAUGGCACAUUACAAUCAUUACAAUCUAGGCAGGUAAAACCCUAAUGCCUAGUGCUUGGUGAGCAAGUCAUUUCUCAAAACUGGAAACAGAAACCCCUCAAAAGCAGAUCCCAACCCACUGGGCAGUGUUGGGUGUAGUCACUACUGGGCAGUGUCUCUAGGUGGUUGCUUUAGGUCAAGAGUAAUUGGAAGAUCCCAAACCAAUGAAAGUGUCGGUCCACCAUAACCUCUGUACAACUGGCGACUUUGGAAUCAACCCUCUUUAGAGAGUGUGUAACACAGGUGGCUAUUUCAGUGCGUUCAAGACUACGUCUGUUUUAUAACUCAAGUGCCUCUUUGUUAGCUCUGGCUUCUGAAGGGCCCUUGAGAAAGACAUCCUUGUCUGUGUCAGACUGUCUGUAAUGCCUCCUCUGGGCUUGUCAUUGCACGAAGACUGUGUGAUGCAAGAGCAAGAGUCCCCGGUCCCUUUCCCAACCCCAGGUUCACUCAAAAGAUGUCCUCAGCUUACUUUCAUUUCUGUUUCCUUCUCAGGCUUCUGAUAAAAAUGGGAAGCAGAGACAAACAGUUGACAAAGCAGGAUCCAUACCUGCAGCCUCCAUAGAUUGUUACUGACAGCUCUUUGUGUGGUGAGGCUCUAGCUAGGGGUUCUUAGCAUGGCUGCUCUCUGCUGCAUUUACCUGGGUACCUCUAAACUGUAGAAAACCAGAGAAAGCUGAUGUCAUUGAUCUGGGCAUGGGAAUGGCCUUGGACUUCAGGAAGCUAACCAGGUGACUCUCACAUGCAGCCAUGUUGAGGACCUCUGCCCUAGACCUGCAGAGGUAAACAGCUAGACCUGGGGUCAGAGGUGGAAAAGGAUAAGUUAGAUUGCACCCCCCACUGAGCUUUGCACUAGCUGUCUAAGCAGGAGGCUUUAGAGGCAGCUUGAAAUAGGACAGCCUGUUCUGUCAGGUCCCAGAAUCUAUAUUUAUUAAGUGCCAUUAAAGGGGACCUGAACAAAAUUGGAUGUUCUUGUAGGCAUAAGGGAGAAAAAUGAAAUACACUUAGAACCAAGGCUAUCGCAUGAAGGGGAAAUAAAAAUGUAUUCAGUACAUGUGGGUUAUAGUUUCUCAGACCAGGGGGUGAGAUUAAAAGUCACUGGAGAGUGAGAGAAGGCAUACUGAGAAGAUGGAGCGUGGCCUGGAUUUUCUCCAAGGGACUCUGUGUAAUGUGCCUUUUUACCCCCAAUGCCUAGAGCCAUUGCACUGUGUCUUAUUUAUUUCACUCUUGGGCUGUCACGUGCAUACUCACAAAGAUAGUUGCCUAAGAAUGGAACAAAACUCCCAGGAGUUGAAGGAUUCACAUGGUAUCCCUUGCUCCUCGAAGUGAAGUCGGAACUCUUUAACCCUUUGAGUGCCAACUUAGUUUAGGAUACAAAGAGACAAUUGUAUUAUCCAAGGGAAGUUGAAUGAAUUCUGGAAUAAUGUGGUGAGCAUGAUGUAAGCUGCUGGCAAUAAAGGACUUUGUAUGACUCCA
Meriones unguiculatus (Mongolian gerbil) is the source of this 5088-nucleotide messenger RNA. RefSeq names its product Rho guanine nucleotide exchange factor 37 (gene Arhgef37). Bases 327 to 2357 code for a protein of 676 amino acids. Gene Ontology annotation, cellular component: cytoplasm. Gene Ontology annotation, molecular function: protein binding; guanyl-nucleotide exchange factor activity. The transcript is spliced from 14 exons. NCBI's taxonomy places the organism in Eukaryota, Metazoa, Chordata, Mammalia, Rodentia, Muridae. The record is from RefSeq and is a predicted model, not a curated record.